Messenger RNA from Gasterosteus aculeatus aculeatus (three-spined stickleback), 3677 nucleotides. It is a transcript of the gene chchd4b, whose product is annotated as coiled-coil-helix-coiled-coil-helix domain containing 4b. Gene Ontology annotation, biological process: protein import into mitochondrial intermembrane space. Gene Ontology annotation, cellular component: mitochondrial intermembrane space. NCBI's taxonomy places the organism in Eukaryota, Metazoa, Chordata, Actinopteri, Perciformes, Gasterosteidae. The record is from RefSeq and is a predicted model, not a curated record. Gene Ontology annotation, molecular function: protein-disulfide reductase activity.
CAACCACAGAAGAAGACCGCACUGCUCAAGAAUAAGAUGGUUAUGAAACCAGCUAACGCUAGCUCUGGAUGCUGCACUUAAACGUCGCUGCUUAUUCAUGUGUUGUGUAGCGUGUUAGUGAGACUCGUUGUCCUCGGCGCUGUUGCUGUUAUUUUAAAAAAAGGAGAAAUUUUAUCCGCCCCAGCGUGAAGAAAUGAGCUCUGUCAGAGAGGAAGGUAAAGACAGAAUUAUCUUCGUCACCAAAGAGGAUCAUGCAUCACCCAGCAGCGCAGAGCUCGUCGAGGAAGAUCCUAAUGAUCCCUAUGAGGAACGCGGUCUGAUUCUCCCCAGUGGAGAGAUAAACUGGAACUGCCCAUGUCUGGGUGGGAUGGCCAGUGGUCCCUGUGGGACUGAAUUUAAGGACGCCUUCUCCUGCUUCCAUUACAGUAAGGAGGAAGUAAAGGGUUCCGACUGCCUGGAGAAUUUCAGGGCCAUGCAGGAGUGUAUGCAGCGUUACCCGGAGCUCUAUCCGCAAGAAGAUGAGAAGGAACAACAACAACAACAAUCCUCAGAAACCAAGCCGACCUCACAAGACUCUGCAGAAACAUCAGGUGCAAACUCCUCUGCAACCAAGGAAGACUCUGAUACAACAAAACCCAACACAGACGACUCAGUGGAAAGUUAAUGAUGAGCCUUGAUGGCAACGGGAGCAAAAUGCUUUUAACGGCACUAAAUUCCAAAUUCAAAGCGUAAAGAUGAAUCUGAUUGCCUCCACACAGCGGUGGCUGAGCCCGGCAGCAAGCAGCUAAAGGUGCUAACAACAUUAGCGGUGCCGAAAAGGCAACAGUUCCGAUGGCGGCCGGUCGGCACGUUGUCAGCUGUGUCCGCCAUGUAAGCGCAGAGCGGCGCCGAUUAGCUAGUGACUUAUUGUCUACUCAAGUAGACCCUACUUCACUAUAUCUUUACAUUGCAAAUAAUCAACUUGCUGUUAAAUUAAUAUUCUAAAUUUGGAAUUUAGCACCCUUUUAAAGUCCAAUUGAGAUCCGUUAGUCAUCGCUUUAUUCAGUCUUCAGAUUAUAUCAAUGUCUUUUUCAACUUUUUUCUGUCUAUUCAUUUUUUCUCAUCAAAAGAAAGAAAAUGUUUCUGAAGAAAUAUUUGAAAUUUUCAUUUUGCUCCAACGCCAAAUUCGGCCACAGCGAGGAGCUGAUGGGACGAGGCCCAUCUUCAAACUGGACUCUGAUUUCGAUACCAAAGUCCAGACUCACAGACGUUCAGGCUCCUUCCUGCAAAGUGUGCAGAACUGUCCCACUGUCAAAUCUAGUCUUUAAUCGCUCACUUGCAAAUAUGUUUGUUCCUGUAUUCACACCGUACUCCAUAACUCUCCAUGGCUGCAAGGGGAACAAAAAAGGUAAACAAAGAGGACGGCGCCUGGCUGUUCAGUCGUAUCUAAGGAACAACCCUGAAGGACGUUCCAAUCAGGCCGUAAAAAAAUGUCACAUAAAUGCCCACGAUAGUUGAUAACAUGUCCUGGCAGCUUCAGGCUAAUGUGAUAUGUUGCCGCAUUCCCAUUUGUAAAUAAACCCUUUCAAGCCCUUGCACUCUGUAACGUGCAUGCAGGUGAUGUUACUUCAGUCCCUGAGGGUUUAUGGCUUAAGGCCUGAGGUGAACAUUGGGAUCAGGCUGUCAUUCAUCUGUAAAGUAAAGGUUUUUUCUAUUUGAUUUAUAAAGUGUGUCCAAAGACGGACCCAAUACAUAAAUAUGUCUCCCUUGCUGACGUGGGAUUUUGGUAGAUAUGUGUGCGCUCCUGUAGGAGGAAAAACAUGGCGUUCAAUUCAUUUCAUUUGGACGUUAAUCUCUAUUUAUUGAAGAGGGGCUUAUACUUUCAAAUUAAGUGAAACAUUCAAGUGAGCUAAACAAAAGAAUCAAUUCCAUCAAAACCUGGUAGACUAUGCUCAUUAUACACUGUACACCUCAGUGUAAUUCUGUUUGUGUCAAGUCAAGAUGGUUUUGUGUGUCUGUUGUGAUUAAUCCUGACUCUAAAUUUAUAAGAUCACAGUAAAACAUCUUUUGUGCUCAUUUCCAUCCUCUCGGAUAUUCUAUUUCACAUUUAUUGUGUUUAUAAAAAUUGAUAUAUGACUUUGACUCAAUUUCUAUUGGUAAAAUAACAUUUCAUUAAAACAAAUAAUUGCUAAAUUCACAGAGCAUGAAGAAUAUACUGAAGGCUACGAACCAUUUCUACUGCGUAGUCUUUAAGUAGUGUUUCCACAUUUGGCAUGUGUCCAAUAUGACUGCAUUUCUCCUGCUAAUCUACAACCAGACUUAAAACCUUUACCUGGACCUUUUGUGUCCAACGCGGGACGGCAGGACGUCACUUAUCCUUCUAAAAACCAGCCUGUCUUGUUCAGCCAUUUGCUCUACAAUCACAUAGUAUAUCUCUGCAACCACAAAGUCUAUUAAAUAUAUAAUAAUAAUGUUGGUGAUACAACACAGAUGUGUAAUUAUCACUGUAUGAGUUUCUGGUUAAGAGUGAAUGAAGAUGGCAGCAGAAACCAAAAGUUUCAGGUUUGCCAAAAAAGAAAUAGCGCUUUCAGGCUGAUUGUCCCGUUCCUUCUGCAGUUUGACUUUGAUGAAGUGUAUGCAUGUAUUUCACUUUUAUGCCACUAAUGGUGUUCAAUACAUCCAAAUACAGUAUAGUUUGAGUUAAAAAUCAAGUCAAAUAAAAUUGACCUUUCCCAUUAAAAAAAAAUAACCACUCAAAUGAACUGAGUGUUAUAUUACAUUUCAUGUCAUUUAGCGGACGCUUUUAUUCAAAGCGACUUACAAUAAGUUCAUUCAACCGUACGGAUACAAACUCAGAAGCGCAAGAAACAAGAAAGUGCAAUUUCCUCAAAUAAACCAAUUUACAAUUUGCUAUACAUAAGUGGCGUUACUAGUAUAAUUUAAGUGCUACAAUUUGUUAGUCUUUAGUCGAGGUAGAGUCUGGAGAGGUGUGUCUUUAGUUUGCGGCGGAAGAUGUGAAGGCUCUCUGCGGUCCUGGUGUCUUCAGAGAGCUCGUUCCACCAUUCUGUUGAAUCCAAAUGGAGCCAAUUUACCAUUUAAUUGUGUAAGAACACACAUAAAACCCAAACUAUUUACACCAUCUUUUGCAAUACUUCAUGACCUUUGUCUCCUCCCCGUGGUAGAAAAUGGGUGGUGGAGGUGGCUGCUGAGCUUUUACAAAACUCCAGCAUCUCUUUGGCCAACUGCUCCGUGAAGACCUUGUGGGUGAAGGACUUCCACCGGGUGGGAUCUUGCCCAUCUGGAGCAGAUAGCUCUUCACCACAGCGAUGUCCACAAAGUGGACAUAUCAGUUCAUGGUUUUGUGGCUGACGGUGUAAUUUCCGAUUAGACAAGUCCACACCACCAUGCUGUUGUCCACGUUGCUGUCUGGACUCGUUUUGCGACACCCCGGCCUCAGGCGCCAACCUUUUUCUCCCCCCAAAGUGGGAUGUGACAGAAAACGUUUGAGAACCACGGCUUUACAGCAUGAAGUGUUGUGGAGUCACAGCUAGAAAUGGAGGUGGAGCUAUGUGAAUUUUGACAUCUGGGAAUUCCUUUAGUUUUUGUUUGAGUUGUUGGACGAUGUAAGAAUGGAUUAUAUGCGUGUAGACCAGGUUCUGCUGGGAUUUGCAACAACAAAUAAAACUUUGUGAUUAGUG